GAGGAAGAUACGUAUAAAGAAAAAGAUAUUUAUGCAUUUGGGGUCUUUGUUGUUUCAACGACAUUUCUGUAAAAUUAGGGUUUCAUUCAACUUUGCGCUUCUCCUUUUGGGACUUUGAUAUUGGGCUGAAAGAGAAUAAAAGUGAUUUGACAAGAUUUUGUUUGAUUUUGGUAGUCAUUUAAGUUGCGGUGAUUCGAAUUUAUAAAGAUUUGAUAUUUGGGUUUUGAGGUGAAGGGUUUUGGGGAAUUUAGGGAAUUUCUUUUGGGGGUUUUUGAGGUCAACUUUCGAGGGGUUUUCGAGGUCAAUUUUUGUUUGACUAUGCCAACUUCAUGGGCUGAUUCUGUUGCUGCUGCUGAUAACGCGGCGGCGGCUGCUGGUGCGUCUUCUGGUGGUGGUCGGUCUGCUUAUGUUCCGCCCCAUCUUCGUAACAGGCCGCCACCUUCGUCUGAACCACCUGUUUUGGCUCACGGUGGUCCAAGUUCUGGUAAUAUCGCGCCAGCUGGGAAUCGUUGGGCUGCGCCCAGGAAUGAUUAUGGGAGGUCUGGGUAUAGUUCUGGUGGUGGUGGUGGUGGUGGUCGUGGGGGUGGCUGGAAUAAUAGGAGUGGUGGCUGGGACCGUGGGAGUGGGAGGGAUCGAGAAGUUAACCCAUUUGGUGAUGAUGAAGGUGCUGACGUUGAACCUGUAGAGCAGGAGAAUACCGGGAUUAAUUUUGAUGCUUAUGAAGAUAUUCCUGUGGAGACGAGCGGGGAUAAUGUGCCGCCUCCGGUUAAUACAUUUGCAGAAAUUGACUUGGGUGAUGCCCUCAACAAAAAUAUUCGGAGAUGCAAGUAUGUCAAGCCUACCCCUGUGCAACGGUAUGCCAUACCGAUCUCUCUUGCAAACCGGGAUUUAAUGGCUUGUGCUCAGACUGGGUCUGGGAAGACGGCUGCUUUCUGCUUUCCAAUUAUCAGUGGAAUUAUGACAGGUCAGUUUCCACCGAGAGCGCCACAUAUGUCACGGACAGCGUGUCCACUGGCUUUAAUUUUGUCCCCGACAAGAGAGUUAUCAAUCCAAAUUCACAAUGAAGCACGGAAGUUUGCAUAUCAAACCGGUGUUAAAGUAGUUGUUGCUUAUGGAGGUGCUCCUAUUAAUCAACAGCUUCGAGAACUUGAAAGAGGUGUUGACAUUCUUGUCGCAACUCCUGGAAGGUUGGUGGAUCUGCUUGAGAGGGCAAGAGUAUCAUUACAGAUGAUCAAAUAUUUAGCUCUUGAUGAAGCAGAUCGGAUGCUGGACAUGGGUUUCGAGCCUCAGAUUAGGAAUAUUGUGCAGCAAAUGGAUAUGCCGCCUCCGGGUGUAAGGCAAACAAUGCUAUUCAGUGCCACUUUUCCCAAAGAGAUACAGAGACUGGCAUCAGAUUUUUUAGCAGGUUAUAUCUUUUUGGCUGUUGGAAGGGUCGGUUCAAGUACCGAUUUAAUAGUCCAGAGAGUUGAAUAUGUUCAAGAGACGGACAAAAGAAGCCAUCUGAUGGAUCUGCUUCAUGCACAAAGGGCAAAUGGUACUCAUGGGAAGCAAGCUCUGACUUUGGUUUUUGUGGAAACAAAGAAAGGUGCUGACUCAUUGGAAUAUUGGUUGUGCAGUAAUGGUUUCCCUGCUACUACUAUUCAUGGUGAUAGAUCACAGCAGGAAAGAGAACAAGCAUUGAGAUCAUUUAAAAGUGGUCAUACCCCAAUUUUAGUUGCCACUGAUGUGGCAGCACGUGGUCUUGAUAUUCCACAUGUUGCACACGUGGUCAAUUUUGACCUUCCGAAUGACAUUGAUGAUUAUGUCCACCGUAUAGGGCGAACUGGACGAGCUGGAAAAUCAGGACUCGCCACAGCAUUUUUCAACGAGAAUAACUCUUCAAUGGCAAGGUCACUAUCUGAACUAAUGCAAGAGGCAAAUCAGGAGGUUCCUGCAUGGCUAGCUCGCUUUGCAACCCGAGCCUCGUUUGGAGGGAAAAACCGGCGUGGAGGAGGUCGAUUUGGUGGUCGUGAUUUUCGAAGGGACAACUCUUACAGCAGGGGAGGUUCAGAUUAUUAUGGUGCUGGCAACAUGAGCAGUGGGUAUGGUGCUCCUAGUGGUGGAUACGGUGGAGCAUAUGGUUCUGGGGUGACCAGCGCCUGGGACUGACAUCUCAAAUUAUAUCAUAUUCGUCCUGGAUUUUCUGCGAUAUAUAGCAUUCCAUUUACAUUAGAAAUUUUACAUUAGGACAGACAGCUCUAUCUAUGGGGUUUCGUCCAUUUACAACUGUUUGAAGAUCCCCUUUCUGUGGUCUAAAAAUUCUUAGAAUAUCUGCUUGUGGAGUCUGGGGAUUUAUGAUAUUAGUAGAAAUGCGCAGGGUAGGAAUAUUUGGCGUUGGCAAGCUGUAACAUAUUUUCUGAAAUUAGGUUAUCUUUACCAUAUCUUUGUGAAAUGUGGUAGGAGAAUAGUUCAUAUGGUUGAUGGCUUUUGCUUAGACUUGUA
Messenger RNA from Daucus carota subsp. sativus, 2481 nucleotides. RefSeq names its product DEAD-box ATP-dependent RNA helicase 11. Lineage: Eukaryota; Viridiplantae; Streptophyta; Magnoliopsida; Apiales; Apiaceae. The transcript has 7 exons. The coding region runs from base 319 to 2148 and encodes 609 amino acids. Gene Ontology annotation, cellular component: nucleus. The record is from RefSeq and is a predicted model, not a curated record. Gene Ontology annotation, molecular function: RNA binding; RNA helicase activity; ATP binding.